UCUAUCUUUGACUUUUUGAAGUUUUGAACUUUUACAUACUCCGAUUCUCUCUCUCUCUCUCCCCGAUAUUUCUCGCUCCCCUGUCUCCUCCGUCCGGUUCUCCUACGCCGCAUCAUUCGUUUCCCGCCGGAAUUCUGAGGCCCGCUUAUAGCCUUCGGAACAACUUAUAGCCGCUGGGAAACCGCUUAUUUCUAGCUCUGAACCGGUUGGCUUUCGCCAGUCCAAGGGAGUCCACGAGGUGGAAUCAGCGCUUGCUUGACUUGGAAAUGUCGAUGAAGGCGGCCCUAUAGGGCUUUCGUUCCUGAGGAGAGUCUCGGAUCUGUGGUGAGGCUAAUUUGAGCAGCGGGAGUGGAUGGUACUGUGCGGACGAGGCAGGUGUAGUCUAUGAUGACCGGAGCUCCGGCUAGCGAUCUGACAGGGUGGUGGCAUUUUGGUAAAUCUCGCACAUGGAAUGGCCGAUCUUGUUAGCUACGGGAAUGCAGACCGUGACAUCGAGAAGACAUUAAUUGCAUUGAAGAAGGGUGCUCAACUGCUUAAAUAUGGUCGUAAGGGAAAGCCUAAGUUUUGUCCGUUUAGAUUGUCAAAUGAUGAAUCAUCUUUAAUUUGGAUUUCUAGUGAAGAAAGAAGUUUGAAGCUAGCUUCUGUCUCAAGAAUUAUUCCUGGACAAAGAACAGCUGUUUUUCAACGGUAUCUGCGUCCUGAAAAGGAUUAUUUAUCUUUUUCUCUUAUAUAUAACAACGGAAAGCGGUCCCUUGAUCUGAUUUGCAAGGACAAAGUUGAGGCAGAGGCUUGGAUUACAGGCCUCAAAGUAGUAAUAUCCUCUGGUCAAGGUGGGCGCUCUAAAAUUGAUGGGCGGGUUGAUAGAGGCCUUUACCUUGAUGACAGUGGAGACUUGACAUCAAAUAGUGCAAGUGACAGUCCACUUAGUGCUCCUCGAGAUAUUACCUCAUCUGAGAUUUCUGUCUCCUUGAACUCAAAUAACUCCCCAAAGAGCUUUUGGCCUGACAAUUCUGUACGUUCUGAAAGGUCAUAUGCAUCAGACGAGACAAAUAUGCAAGUAAAAGGAUCUGGUUCAGAUGCUUUUCGUGUUAGUGUUUCCAGUGCACCCAGCACUUCCAGUCAUGGCUCUGCACCGGAUGAUUGUGAUGCGUUAGGUGAUGUAUAUAUCUGGGGUGAGGUUAUUUGUGAUAAUGAGAAGGUUGGGUCUGACAGAAAUGCUAAUUAUUUGACCCCAAAAGCAGAUGUGCUUCUUCCUAGGCCAUUAGAAUCCAAUGUAGUAUUGGAUGUACGCUAUAUAGCCUGUGGAGUCAAGCAUGCCGCCCUUGUCACAAGGCAAGGUGAGGUCUUUACAUGGGGAGAGGAGUCUGGAGGACGGCUUGGCCAUGGUGUUGGAAAGGAUGUUAGUCAACCUUGUCUGGUUGAAUCUUUGGCUGCUAGUAGUGUUGAUUUUGUGGCCUGUGGGGAGUUCCAUACUUGUGCUGUUACAAUGGCUGGGGAAGUCUAUACAUGGGGAGAUGGUACACAUAAUGCUGGGCUUCUUGGACAUGGCACGGACACCAGUCAUUGGAUACCGAAGAGAAUCUCUGGUCCACUUGAGGGACUUCAAGUUGCUUCAGUUAGUUGUGGUCCAUGGCAUACUGCAUUGGUAACAUCAACAGGGCAGCUCUUUACAUUCGGUGAUGGAACAUUUGGUGUCUUGGGCCAUGGAGAUAGAGAAAGUGUUUCUUACCCAAGAGAAGUAGAAUCUCUUUCUGGUUUGAGGACAAUUGGUGUUGCAUGUGGGGUGUGGCAUACAGCUGCGGUGGUGGAAGUUAUUGUGACACAGUCUAGUGCAAGUGUGUCAUCUGGUAAAUUGUUUACUUGGGGUGAUGGAGAUAAAAAUCGACUUGGUCAUGGAGACAAGGAAGCUCAGCUUAAACCUACGUGUGUGCCAGCACUUAUUGAUUAUAAUUUCCUCAAAAUUGCUUGUGGGCACAGUUUAACCAUUGGACUGACCACAGCAGGAAAUGUUUUUACUAUGGGGAGUACUGUUUAUGGUCAACUUGGGAAUCCCGAUGCUGAUGGAAAGCUACCUUGCUUGGUUGAGGGCAAGCUUCUUGGUGAAUAUGUUGAUGAUAUCACCUGUGGUGCAUAUCACGUGUCAGUAUUGACUUCCAGGAAUGAAGUUUAUACAUGGGGAAAGGGUGCUAAUGGGAGGUUGGGUCAUGGAGAUGUGGAAGAUCGGAAAACGCCAACUCUGGUUGAAGCUUUGAAGGACAGACAUGUAAAAUAUAUUGCUUGUGGUUCAAAUUACACAGCUGCUAUUUGUCUUCAUAAAUGGGUUUCUGGUGCAGAGCAGUCACAGUGCUCUGCUUGUAGACAGGCUUUUGGAUUUACCAGAAGGAGGCACAACUGCUAUAAUUGUGGACUUGUGCACUGCCAUUCAUGUAGUUCUAGAAAAGCAUUAAGAGCAGCAAUGGCUCCUAAUCCUGGCAAGCCAUAUCGUGUUUGUGAUUCUUGUUAUGCAAAACUGAACAAAGUGUCAGAAGUUAGUGGUAAUAAUCAGAAGAAUGCUUUACCUCGCUUGUCAGGUGACAGCAAGGAUAGGUUAGACAAAGCUGAUAUAAGAUUGUCCAAGUCCAUACCUUCUAACAUGGAUUUGAUAAAGCAAUUAGAUAGCAAAGCAGCCAAGCAAGGAAAGAAGGCCGAUGCAUUCUCCCUGGUUUGCUCUUCUCAAGCACCUUCUUUGCUGCAGUUGAGGGAUGUUGUUUUGGCUAGUGCUGUUGAUCUGCGACGAACUGCUCCAAAGCCAAUUCUCACACAUUCUGGAGUGAGUUCUAGGUCUGUGUCUCCUUUCUCGAGGAGACCCAGCCCCCCACGUUCUGCCACACCUGUUCCUACAACAUCAGGACUUUCCUUCUCCAAAAGUGUAACUGAUGGUUUGAAGAAAACAAAUGAGUUAUUGAAUCAAGAAUUGGUCAAGUUACGCACACAGGUGGGGAGCCUGAGGCAGAAAUGUGACGUUCAAGAAUUAGAGCUUCAGAAAUCAGUGAAAAGGGCUCAAGAGGCUAUGGCACUCGCUGCAGAGGAAUCUGCUAAAUCUCAAGCUGCAAAAGAAGUUAUAAAGUCUCUUACAGCUCAGCUUAAAAGUAUGGCUGAGAGGCUGCCACCUGGGGUUUAUGAUGAAAUGAGGCCGCCUUACCCAUCGAAUGGUCUAGGGCCAAAUGGCAUUCGCUAUCCAGACACACAUGUAGAGCGUCAUUCAAGAUCUGAUUCAAGCAGCAGCUCUUAUUUGGCUUCUACCCCAGGAAUCGAUUCUAUUUUAAUAAAUGGAACUCAGAGCCCAACUCCUUCACCUAGGGAUCUGGCUGGAAACAAUGAAAUUAGCGCAUACCAAGAAAAUCAAGAGCUUGUGACCUCCAACGGAACCAGUGAAAAUCCAAAUACGAGGCUGCCAAAUGGCGGUGGAGGGUUUCAGAAAAGUAGCGCAAGUUCAUCAGAGUCAGUUAAUGACAAGGAAUCCAGAGCUUUCCUAGAAGGUGAAAAUGGUGCGAGAUCUAGAAGUUCUAUGAUGGCUGGUAGCGGCAAUCAAGUUGAAGCAGAAUGGAUAGAACAGUAUGAGCCUGGUGUAUAUAUAACUCUCGUGGCCCUGCGAGACGGCAGUAGAGAUCUCAAGCGUGUUCGUUUCAGCCGAAGAAAAUUUGGUGAGCACCAAGCUGAGACUUGGUGGUCGGAGAAUCGUGAAAAGGUGUAUGAGAGGUACAAUGUUCGUGGGUCGGACAAGUCGUCAGUUUCUGGCCUGGCUGCACGCAGAUCAGAGGGAGCUGUCUCACCAGCUUCCCAACCUUAGCAAAAAGGGAGGGAGUGAAACACCAUCAACUCAUUUUACAUCGGUAAUUAUGGUGAUUUUGAAACAAAAAAACCUUUUUUCUCUCCUUUUUUUUUUUUUUUCCUUUUGUAUUUUAUUUUCCAUUCUUCUCCCCUUCCUUUUUUUUUUUUCCUUUUUAGAAUUAUUUUGUUUUGUCCAUUACAUUCACAUAUAUGUUGUAAUGUAGUGUAUAUAGAAUCAUCAAUUCCGAGUUGAUCUCGGCAAAAGGAAGUUUUUGUUCUCUGA
Molecule: messenger RNA, 4093 nt
Organism: Juglans microcarpa x Juglans regia
Lineage: Eukaryota; Viridiplantae; Streptophyta; Magnoliopsida; Fagales; Juglandaceae
Product: PH, RCC1 and FYVE domains-containing protein 1-like
Exons: 9
Coding region: 452-3829 (1125 amino acids)
Molecular function (GO): metal ion binding
Source: RefSeq, a predicted model, not a curated record